CAUGCUAGAAAUUGUCGAAAAUUUUUCCCUCUAAUACCUUCCCCUUUUCUUGCUCAACUGGAAUUGAAAAUGUCAAAAGUGUCAAGUUGUCAUGAUCUUAAGCCUUGUGUAUCUGGAAUUCAUGUAUCUGAGAUGUAUGCGUAUCUCCUUCUAUCAAAAAGAGUAACAAAUACGAGUAAGCCCUUAAAUAUAAAUUUCUGACUCGAAUCCAAUCGAUUAAUUAUCAACUUGUUUUGUCUAUGCACAUGGUGACAUGGUAACACAUCAAACAAAAACACCUAACCUUUAAAUUUCAAACUAUUGUACAAAACACCCCCAAACCUUUACACCAUUAAAGUGCACGACCGAACCAAACAACAAGACCAUCCAAAACCCAAAAAAAACACAAGAUUCUCAAAAACAAUUCCUCUCAGAUCCAAUGGCUUUCCACCACCACCUCCAUAACCUCCACACCACCACCAAUUCCUUCUGCUGCUGCCCACCUCCCGCACCCCCGUGCCACCACCCAACACCCCCGUGCCACCAUCCACCACUAUUAUCACCUCCUACCUCCGAUCCUUUUCAGGUUGCCGCCAUUGUUACUCAGCUUCUUCAAACUCAAACCCAAACCCCCCUAAAUUACCACCUUAAUUCCUCUCGAACCCACAAAAAUCAAAAACACCCACAUCAUAAUAAUCACGAAAAUCAAGAUAAUUCUUUACUAUUAUCUCUCCUUCAACGCAUCGAUGCCCUUGAAUCUUCCCUUCAGAAAUACUCAUCUUCUGGUUUUUCCUUAAGAGAUGCUGCUGCUAAAAUUAUUCAAGCCCAUUUUAGGGCUUUUCUUGUUCAUAGAUCAAGGACUCUUCGUCAUCUUAAAGAUUUAGCUUCUGUUAAAUCUGCUCUUGCUUCUUUUAAAUCUUCUCUUUCUCGUCAUGCUUUUGUUGAUUUUGAUUCUCUCUCCCGAAAUGCCAUGGACUUGCUCCAUAAACUUGACUCUAUUCAGAGUGGUGAUAAGAUGAUUAGAGACAGUAAGAAGACAGUUACCAGAGAGAUUGUUGAAUUUUUAGAAAUAGUUGAUGGGGUUUGUGUGAAGAGGCAACAAGUUUUAACCAGGAAGAUGAAGAGCAUGAGGUUGGUGAGGAAUGAUAGUAGAGCUACUCGUGAUACUAAGGGGUUUUCGGGGCAUAAUGUGAGUUCGAAAACUCGAACUGUAGACAAUGAGGAAAAGAAACUGAUGGCAAAUUUGAAAGAGAGAGUUGAAAAGAUUGGUAGGAUGACAAAGGCGCUUGAGGAGCAGGAGCAAGAGGUCUAUGGAGAUGCUGAGAACAAAGGAUUUAAGCAUGUUGAUGAUGAGGAUGAUGAUAUCCUUGAUCAAAUUGCUACCAAAUAUAGGCUGAACAAUGAAUUUAACGUAAAGAAAAAUGAUCAAAGCUCGAAUGCCAAGAAACGUGUGAGUUUUGUGGAGGAUGGGAACCUGAUUAGGUUAAACGAUACUGAUGGGGAAUCUAGAAGUAGUUCUCGGCUGGUUGACGUGAUUGAAGAUUCUAUCAAUGGAACACACGAUGAAGAGGAGGCACGAAGUGAUGGUGAAGGGUCUUCACAAAGCAGUGAAGAGAUGAGAAAAUUUAGAAGUGAUGAAGUUAAUGAAGAGUGUGACAACCAAGAGGAGUUCACAUUUUCCACUACCCCAGAACCUGCAACCAGAGCAAAUUUCUCGUCGAGGAAACCUGUUGUAAAAAUAUCUGGAUAACAUAAUGAGUUUGGCUUUCUCAUUCAGAUUGUUUCUUUGUGACUGCAAUAAACAAAUCCAUUUAUCUUAUGAAUUUGUAAUUCUUAUGUAUUUUGGCUUGUAAGGUGCAAUUGUCAUGUCUUGAUUGGAGUGCUGUUUCAUUCUUCUACGCCUGUAGUAGCGUAGUACUGUGUACCAUGUAUGCUGCCUUGUAUUGAAGUUAUGAAGGAUUCACCUGUAGUAUGUUUGUAAUAUGUGUAGGUUUCUAAUCUAAUUCAUUUUUUAUAUAAUCUUUA
Messenger RNA from Chenopodium quinoa (quinoa), 2004 nucleotides. Its product is annotated as BAG family molecular chaperone regulator 8, chloroplastic-like. Bases 419 to 1729 code for a protein of 436 amino acids. NCBI's taxonomy places the organism in Eukaryota, Viridiplantae, Streptophyta, Magnoliopsida, Caryophyllales, Amaranthaceae. The transcript is spliced from 2 exons. The record is from RefSeq and is a predicted model, not a curated record. Gene Ontology annotation, biological process: protein folding. Gene Ontology annotation, molecular function: protein-folding chaperone binding. Gene Ontology annotation, cellular component: plasmodesma.